AUGAUGUGGUGGCGAGACCGCCGAUUCGAGCUGAAAGACCCAACCAUCAAAAAAGACGGCGAUGAUGCUGAAGCCCUCUUCAACAGCAUUUGGGAUGUGGUUGAAAAGGCCAACUCCCUGUCUCUACGCAAGAACCAGCUUCACCGAGACUUGAUUGCAUUUUCCGAAGCAGGAAAACCAUUCAUCCGUACCGACAAGCGCACUAUCAAACGUCGGGCUACCAUGGCGCUAUAUGCCGGCUACAUCGAGCGUUUCUACCAGUCGCGUGGGGAGGAUGACAGCGACGCCGAAGUCGCAGCGCUUGGACUGCUGGCCAUCGACCCAGCAUCCUUGGACUCAACUACCCGCGCAGUUCGGUGUAUGCUGGCUUCGAUCGUACCUGCGGUCAAAGAUGCCCCGGCAGAUGCUAAUCUGUUUACUGUUGGUUUCGACUCGCUGCUUGUGUUCAAGGCUACCAAGGCGGUAGCAGAAGUUAAAGAUUUGGGGUGGACUUUUCUACCACGGAACUUCUAUGCUGGAUCGACUAUUAAGAGGAUUGCUGCCACUGUUGUGCGAUUGGCUGCUGAGCGUAGAACGACGAAAACGAAUGGCACUACUACCUUAUCAUCGACUGAGAAGCAACAGCAAGAUCCACAAGAAGCCAAGAUCAAAGCACUGAUGAACCGGCACAAGGCUCUUUUAUCCUCCAAGCUGGGCCCAAUGGACCUUUUCGGCGGGAAUAUGUACGAGGGUAUCAAUGUCUUUAUUCCACUCUGCCCAGGUGUCUCCUUCGAGCAGGCGUACAAAGUCCUCCAACGAGGUCUGGUCCGCGCCAUGGAGAUCGUGCCGGCUCUUGCGGGUAAAGUCAUACCCUGUUCGGAGCACGAGAUCGGAUAUCAGAAUGGAGACGUUGGUAUCAGUCUGCCUUCACUGCCCUCCACGGCCUUAGGUACUACAUCUUCCGAAGAGCCAAGGCAAUUGCGCUUUCGCGACCUCUCAUCUACCGUACCAUCUUAUGCUGAGCAGCAGGCCUCUGGGUUCUUGACCUCGGCAUACCCUGACGAGCUCUUGACUAAUUGCCCCUCCUUUCCCGACCUACCCACGGAUGUGCUCAACGUACAGGCCAAUUUGGUCGACGGCGGCUGCGUCUUGGCCUUCAAUGUUCACCAUCACGCUUUUGAUGGUAUCGGCAUGUUGAUAGCGCUGACGGUAUGGGCAGAAUGCUGCCGGUUCGUCCAAGGCAACCAGUCUGCGACUUCCGAGUGGCUACACCCAGAGAGUCUCAAUCGUGACAUGCUGUCUAUCUUGUACGAGGUGGAAGGUUUCGCGAAGCCGGCGUCUGAGGUCGACCCGAGGGAGAAAGAGGAAGACACUGAUAUGACAGAAGUAACCGCGGUCAACGGAGAUGUCACUGAGCCUGAUGUGAAGAAGGCGCGUUUGUCUCGUCAUUUGCCUGAGCCGCCCGCGCCCCGCGCGGAUGGUCGCACGUUGACGGCGUCGACCUUUGUCAUCUCGGCCCAGAAGCUUGAGAAACUUCAGAAGAGUGUCGAGGCUGCUGAUGCCGCGGACCCAGAAAGUCAAAGUCUAAGCAAGGAUUCAGGGCCUCUGUCUCUCGGCGAUGUACUGCAAGCUUUCUGCUGGCGCGCUGCCGUUCGUGCCCGUCGCCGCCCUGAGGACUCCUCCUCGGAUGACAUGUCUAUCAUCGAGAUGCCCACUGACGUCCGAACCUACUUUAGUUCUCAUCUCCCACCAACAUACAUGGCCAACUGCGUUAUCAUGAACCGACAACAUAUGUCUGUCGCGGAGCUCUGCUCUUCCCAGACAUCUCUCUACAAGAUUGCCCAAAUCUGCCGCGAGGCGCGCACUCGAGUGGAUCAAGAACUUGUCCACGACGCCCUCAGUCUGCUACAUACAAUUAAAGAUAACAGUCCAGGAAACCAUACCACGGCGUUCCUUGGUCAGGGCAUACGGGACGGUCCACAUUCGCUACUCAAUCAACAUGACGCUUUUCCAGGCGAGCGAUCUUGGGCCCUUCGGUGGUGUUGUCUUCGAAGCACCAGAGCCAGUGAGGGUUCAGAUGGAUUGGCUGAACAAAGCGUUCAGGAGUCUGUUUAUUUUGCCGAUGAGAAAGGGCGGCGGUGUCGAGUUGUUGCUGGGGACCUUAUCAGAGGAACUGGAUGCGAUGAAGAGUGA
This is a messenger RNA of Fusarium verticillioides 7600, 2172 nucleotides long. RefSeq lists its product as hypothetical. The transcript has 3 exons. The coding region runs from base 1 to 2172 and encodes 723 amino acids. NCBI's taxonomy places the organism in Eukaryota, Fungi, Ascomycota, Sordariomycetes, Hypocreales, Nectriaceae. Gene Ontology annotation, molecular function: acyltransferase activity, transferring groups other than amino-acyl groups. The record is from RefSeq and is a predicted model, not a curated record.